Molecule: messenger RNA, 2321 nt
Organism: Lipotes vexillifer (Yangtze River dolphin)
Lineage: Eukaryota; Metazoa; Chordata; Mammalia; Artiodactyla; Lipotidae
Gene: SP110
Product: SP110 nuclear body protein
Exons: 21
Coding region: 4-2292 (762 amino acids)
Biological process (GO): regulation of transcription by RNA polymerase II
Cellular component (GO): nucleus
Molecular function (GO): DNA-binding transcription factor activity, RNA polymerase II-specific; protein binding; DNA binding
Source: RefSeq, a predicted model, not a curated record
ACCAUGACCAGGGCCUUGAAAGAGGCUCUUCUCCAUCACUUUAUACAUCAGAAGCUGGAGAUUGCUUAUGCCAUAAACAAGCCAUUUCCCUUCUUCGAAGGCCUCCGAGACAAUUUCUUCAUCACCGAGAGACUGUACCAGGAAUCUCUGGAAGCCUGUAGAAAUCUGGUCCCUUUAUCCAGGGUCGUGUACAACAUCCUCACUCAACUGGAGAAUGCGUUUAGUCUGUCAUUACUGGAGAUGUUAUUCAGCCGAAUAAACCUGAGUGAAUACCCCAACUUGAUGACGACUCUCAAGAGCUUCAAAAGGGUUGUCAUUUCCAACGGAGGGUGGAGCAGAAUCACAAUGAUUCCUCUCGAAGCCGCAGCCAACCCAGCAGGAAGGAGCACUCCCUGGGCACUGCUGCCGCUGCCCACCUGCCAACACCCCUCAUCGAGCCGCCCGCCCUGCUCACCCAGUGUCAGCGAGACCGGAGCACCUGCCCAGCCCAGCGCUGAGAUCCUGCACGAGCAGCCCAGCCUUGCUGGCCUCACCGUGGCUCUCCCCGGAAUCAUCCAGGAAGGAAGGCUCACUCUGGUGUCCAGUGACAACCUGAUCCCCCAAAUAAAAGAUAAAGAAGACACUCAAGAGAUGUCCUGCACUGCAUCAGGCCCCGUGCCAGUGAAAAGAGGUGAUGCUCCUGAACAAAGUGACCCAAAGGAGCUCCAAGAGGCAUCCAGGGCACCUCCCAGCAAGAAAGGAAAGAAGAGAAAAAGAAGUAUCUGGUUAACCUCAAGGAAGAGACACCAGAAAAAAAGCCUCCCGAGAGGGGCAGCCUUACCUGGGCAUGGAAUCCAAAAGACGCUCCACGUGGCGGAGCAGGUGACUCACAGGGAGGACGACUCAACCAGGAACACAAAGGUCAUGACAAAAGCAAAAAAGAGGGCAGAAUGUGCCCAAACGCCUGCACCAGAGGAGGUCAGUGAUGACACUUCAGAGAUGGAUGAAGGAAAGAGACCCCAGGAGCCACCCAGCACACCACCAAGACUCACCCACGGUAAAGAUCCCAUGGAUAAGGGAAGCAAACUGCCUUUGGGAGAAUCUCCUGGGGAAAAACGAAGGAAGAGAAAAAUACAUAGCUGGUCAAGUUCAAAAAAAAGACAGAAAAAAAGUCUCCCAAGAGGGUCAGCCUCACCUGGACGCAGAACCCAAGAGAUGCUCCAGGUGGUGGAGCAGGUGACUGAAAGGAAGGACGACUCAACCGGAAGUUUGAAGGUCAUGACACGGGCCCAGAAAGCAAGGGCUGAACAUGCCCCAAAGCCUGCACCAGAGGAAAAGAAAAGGAUAAAAGAUGUCUGUUCAAGUGCAACAACAAGUUGUCACAGAAAUAUUCCCAUAAAGGAAAAGCCUGAAGGUGAAACUCUGGAUUUUCACUCUCCUCAACUUCCUGUGACCUGUGGCUCCUCAGAGAAGUGUAUUCAGAACAAGAAGGGACUUUGGUUCACACCGAGAGAAUUUGAAAUUGAAGGAAAACGGAAACAAUCAAAGAACUGGAAGCGGAGUGUGCUUUGCAGAGGAAAGACCCUAGAACAGCUGCUGGAGAAAGGACUUUUGCUCUGUCCUCCAAGAAAAAGUCUCAAGAGAGAGCAUAACAUCAGAGACUGUUCUCUGAGCUGCCAACACGUUUGCCUGGCACAGCGCACAGCGGAUGAGGACAGCUCUGACCCAGGCACGGGCAGCCUUGGGGCCAACCUAACACAGCAGGAAAACUCCAGGGAAUGUGAGGUAUGCUGUAGAGGGGGGCCGCUGCUCUGCUGUGACACUUGUCCAAGGGCCUUUCAUGAGGACUGUCACAUCCCACCUGCGGAGGCCGAGAGGAGCCCGUGGAGUUGCACCUUCUGCAGGAUGAAGGAGUCUUCUGGCAGCCAGCAGUGUCUCGGGGAAUCUGGGGUCCUGGCAAGGCAGAUGCAGCCCGAGGAGCAGUUGAAAUGUGAGUUUCUCCUCUUGAAAGCCUACUGUCAUCCACAAAGCUCUUUCUUUACGGAGACCCCAUGUAAUAUUCGAGAUUAUGGUGAGCCCUUUAGGGAAGCCAUGUGGUUGGACCUGGUUAAGGAAAGGCUGGCUGAGAAAGUGUACACAGUGGCCUGGUUUCUACGGGACAUGCGCCUGAUAUUUCGCAACCAUAAAACAUUUUACAAGGCCUCCGACUUUGGUCAGGUAGGACUGGAUUUAGAGGCAGAAUUUGAAAAGGACCUCAAAGAAGUGCUUAUUUUUCAUGAAGCCAGUGAGAACAGCUUCCAGGUUCCUCCUUGAUCCUGUUCUGGACGAACUAAGGCAUCCCA